UGAUUCUCUUUGCAGUUGUACUUCUUUCGGUUUUUCAAAUAGUGGAAUUGUUAGUACUUGGUAAUAAGACGGUGGUAUGCUAUGGUGGACCUGGUACAUAUACGGGUGUUGACAGAUACAAUCAAAUUGGCUCCUGGAACCAAACAUAUCAUCCUGCAGACCCACAACAAAUUCAUGUGUCAUGGAUAUCAGACGGAAAAGCAUUUACUGUCCAAUUUUCAACAAUGGAACCCAUAAAAAGAUCGACUUUGGUUUAUUGGUCUGACGACGAAGACGAAAACGAAACAAUAGAAGGAGGCCAGAAUUGGGAAUUUAUAGAUGGCGGCAUUGCAAAGCAUAACCAAUUUAUGCACACUUUAGCAUCCAACAGGUUGUACCCAUCUACCUUGUACGAGUACAAAGUAAUCACUAUAGACAAUAAGGACAAGUCGCACGUUUCAAAUUCUUUUGAACUACAUACACCUGAUCUUGAUCAAUCUACAUCCUUCAAAUUCAUCGCGACCGGUGAUGUGGGAGUUGUAAAUGCUGUGUCUAUGCCAGUGUUUAAACAGUUGGCAAAAUCGCAUGAUUAUGAUUUUGUCGCCAUCAUGGGUGAUCAAGGGUAUGAUUUAGCUGAUUUUAACGGAACAAAGGGUGAUGAGUAUAUGAACUUUGCACAGGAGUUUUAUGCCAAUGUACCCAUUUUAACUACAGCGGGUAACCAUGAGAGUGCUUAUAAUUUUUCCCAUUACAAGAAUAGAUUUGAUCUAUUGCCAUACAAACAAUCUGAUUUUUCGGAUGCUAUGCAGUAUUCCAUCAAUUACAAAUCAUUGCAUUUAAUCUCGUUUGCUACGGAAGUCUUCUUUUACGGCUCACCUGAACAAAUUCAAACAUCGCUUAAUUGGUUAGAACAAGACUUGAUCAAAGCAACGCGCCAAAGAUCCUCCGUACCAUGGAUUGCUGUUAUUGGACAUCGACCUUUGUAUUGCUCUAUAUUAUCUAACCCAGAUUGUGCAGAGAAUGCAGAAAGAAUCAGAUUUGGAUUUGAUCAGCAAUUAGGACUAGAGACUCUUUUGACAAAAUACAAUGUUGAUGCAUAUAUUUGCGGUCAUAAACAUAAUUACGAAAGAACAUUUCCUGUACGAAACAAUACAUUGUUAACAACAUCAUACCACAAUCCACCUUCUUUUUUCCAAGUCAUCACAGGUAAUGCUGGUAACUAUGAAGGUCCUGAUCAGUUCGAUAAUACAAGCGUGUUACCUAACUGGUUAGGACACCGAUUCCAAGGCUAUGGAUUUUCUACAGUUCAGGUAUCACAUCAUCAUUUUGAUUUACAUCAUUAUGAGACAAACAUCGAUGGCACUUUGGGAAAGCUACAGGAUCAUGUUCGUGUAUCCAAAACACCAAGCCAUGUAAACAAGCAAAAAAUUGUGUGAGUCGAGCUCAUAAAAAAUACACUG
Molecule: messenger RNA, 1439 nt
Organism: Mucor mucedo
Lineage: Eukaryota; Fungi; Mucoromycota; Mucoromycetes; Mucorales; Mucoraceae
Product: Metallo-dependent phosphatase-like protein
Exons: 4
Coding region: 225-1415 (396 amino acids)
Molecular function (GO): hydrolase activity
Source: RefSeq, a predicted model, not a curated record